This is a messenger RNA of Lineus longissimus, 1519 nucleotides long. Its product is annotated as ethanolamine kinase 1-like. Bases 143 to 1309 code for a protein of 388 amino acids. Gene Ontology annotation, cellular component: cytoplasm. Gene Ontology annotation, biological process: phosphatidylethanolamine biosynthetic process. Gene Ontology annotation, molecular function: ethanolamine kinase activity. Lineage: Eukaryota; Metazoa; Nemertea; Pilidiophora; Heteronemertea; Lineidae. The record is from RefSeq and is a predicted model, not a curated record. The transcript has 8 exons.
UCUUGAAAAUGAGUGAAACUGGGUCACAAGACCAGCUCUAAAACAUCUCCGUGAGCUUGUGCAGCCAACAAAAACUGACAACUGGCAAAUUUGCUGGGUGAAAGACAGAGAUAACCUAUCAGGCAAAUCGUUAGGCUACCCAAUGGCGACAGACGUUCACUCUGCUGUGAAAGAUGUUCCACUUUUAGACAUUCACGUGGACCAUGAGAACCUUGAAAACGGUGUUUACCAGGUUUUGACGAAGUUGCGUAGCAAAUGGAAGAGGGAGGAUAUUAAAAGAAAAUAUAUUGAUGCAAACAGCGCCCACGCAAACCGCACUUUUGUGUGCUACAUCACCGACGAUUUCGAUGACGCAGUAGUUUUCCGUGUACACACAGACCGUUUCCAACAAUUCGUAAACAGAGAGGUUUCAAUGAAGGCGUUCUUACUUUUCAACGAGAUCGGUUUGGCGCCAAAUGUGUACUGUCGUCUGCAGAAUGGGAUAUGCUGUGAAUAUGUCCACGGAGAGACGUUUUCGAAGGAUCACCAAGAAAAGUUGAAAGAUAUUUCUAUAGCAAAAAAUGUUGCCAAAGAACUGGCAAAGGUCCACGCCAAAAGAACGACAAGGAUUGCGGCGGAAAACUACAACAUUACAGAGGAAAAUGCUCCUUGGAUAACAUUCGAUACGCUGAUGAAAAGUUGGCCAACGUCUUAUUUUGAUGACGAGUGCCAGAAACUAAUCGAUUCCCAUGAAUUUCCAACAAAAGAGGAAUUUCUAAAAGAAAAAGAAGACAUGGAGAAGAUGAUCAGUGGCCUUGACCUUUCAUUCGGGUUUUGCCAUAACGACAGUGGUUUCGGAAAUGUGAUUUAUAAUGAGAAAAAAGAUCGUGUUGUCAUAGUGGACUACGAUGUAUGCGGAUACAACUACCAGCCACUAGACCUAGCCCAGUACACCGUUAGCGCCUCCCUCGGUUACCCAAAGAAAUACCCAGAGGUGGGUCUACGCGCCCUUUUCCCUCCAGACCAGCAAAGAGACAUCUGUCGGGUAUAUCUGGAAGCAUUGCGCCAUCUUGAUGUAUGGGACCGUGACGUCACUGAUGGCGAUGUCGAAAAACUUUAUGUACAGCUGGUCAAAUUGUCUUUUUAUUUCAUAAUUUUUGGAGUGGCAGCCCGCGGUCUUAUGGCCUCGGUACCAAACGUCGGUCCAGACACCAGACCGGUAGAUUACAUGAGGUCUGGCAUCGGUAAUUGGAACUGGUACAAAGAAGAAAAGGGCAGAGUCUUAUCAAUGAGAGUCCCGGAUGUAAACCCAAGGCAUAAUCAAAACUAGAAACACGCGUCUCUACAUUACAAUGUUUUAUCAUUUUAAAUAUGCCAGUUAUGGGAUGGAACGGGUAUGGAAUCGGAAACUGAUAUGAGAAGGAGACAAUCAUGCUUCAUGGAACAAUGGAGACUUAUUACAGGGCGAAGGUUCCAAGAAUUGUUGCAAGAAUUAAACCCGAACAGGGAGUAAAAAAAUAGGCACAAUAUGACUAAAUAA